AUGGAAGCCGUAUUGAAAAACACCGCCAUCGAGAUUCCGAUUGUCACUAUGAGCACUACGAUUGCCCGCUGCUCCUUUAUCAUAUACCUUCUCGCUAUUCUCGGCUCCAACAAAACGUACAAAUUCGUAUUAUGGGUUAUCAUGAUCUGGCAGCUCUCCGGCAACAUCGUCUCCGCUGUCCUCCCUCUGAGCAUCUGUCGUAACGUUAAUAUUCUCUGGGAUCCGACCGUGAAGACGACUUGCGGUGAUAGUAGUGCAGUCAUCAAGUUUGCCUACUACUCUAACACUGUCAACUCAGCCACGGACUUGUUUCUGGCCGUGUUCCCCAUCCCCGUCUUUUGGAAUCUUAACCUGAAAACGCGCGUCAAGCUCGGGUUGAUUGUUCUGCUCAGUCUAGGUCUUGUGGCCAUGGUAGCAUCUAUCGUGAAAACAACAAAACUGAACCAACUCCCCAGCAUCACAAAUCUCGGUGCCUCCGGCGGCAUUGAGCUCAUCCGCUGGGGCUACGUGGAAAACGCCGUGAUCAUCAUCACCUCGUCGAUCCCUUGCAUCCGGCCGCUCGUCAUGUCCUCCGUCAAGAAAUUCUCCAGCCACAGCUUCUCCCGUUCAUAUGAGUUGCGCAGCCCCUUCACCGGGAAUCGUCGCACAGGUGAGAAUGAUACCGCUCAGUCGCGCCGCAAACUAGCGACGACGAAUAAUGAUGUCGAAACGUGUAGUAUUGAGCGCAUCCUGAACCCUUAUUCGCACAAUACGGUUAUCGGUAGCCAUCAGACUUCGUCGAAUCGGUCGGAUCGGGGGAUUACGAAACAGGUGGAGAUGUCGGUUUAUUCGAGUGAUGAUCCUGCGAGGAGUGUUUGA
Aspergillus oryzae RIB40 is the source of this 858-nucleotide messenger RNA. RefSeq lists its product as uncharacterized. The transcript is spliced from 3 exons. The coding region runs from base 1 to 858 and encodes 285 amino acids. The record is from RefSeq and is a predicted model, not a curated record. Lineage: Eukaryota; Fungi; Ascomycota; Eurotiomycetes; Eurotiales; Aspergillaceae.